Musca domestica (house fly) is the source of this 1203-nucleotide messenger RNA. It is a transcript of the gene sni, whose product is annotated as C-signal. The record is from RefSeq and is a predicted model, not a curated record. Lineage: Eukaryota; Metazoa; Arthropoda; Insecta; Diptera; Muscidae. The transcript is spliced from 4 exons. The coding region runs from base 273 to 1016 and encodes 247 amino acids.
UUUCAAUCUUUACACAAAAAAAAAACAACAAACAAACAAAAAAUAGAGUACACGCGUCGUUUAAAUUAGCAAAAUUGUGAUAACAAAAGAGACCGCUAAAAAUUAUUUUCUUUUAGUAAAGCAGUCGAAUACGUUAUACAGAUUGAGGUUAACAAAAGAUUAGUCUCUUGGCGGAACUGCAAAAUUCCAACCGGCGAUUAGAUAUUUCUGCUGAUCUUAACUCCAAAGUUCGUUCUCCACACAACUAUCUUCUUCAACUUUAGAACACAGAAAUGAAUUCCAUACUAAUAACGGGAUGCAAUCGUGGCCUUGGUUUGGGUCUUGUAAAAGCUCUGGUGAAUUUACCCAAGCCACCGAAACAUGUCUUUGCCACAUGCCGUAACAAGGAACAGGCCAAGGAACUCCAAGAAUUAGCUGCUCAACAUCCAAACAUUCACAUCAUUGAAAUAGAUUUACUCAACUUCAAUGAAUAUGAUCGUGUAGUCAAGGAAGUCGAUACCAUCACCCAGGGCCAGGGACUCAAUGUACUCUUCAAUAAUGCCGCAAUUUCCAGCAAACAACAAAGUCUUCAAGCCACCAAACCAGAUGAAAUGUUGAAUACAUUAAAUGUCAAUGUUGUGGUGCCGCUGAUGUUUACCAAAGCCUGUUUGCCGCUGCUGGAAAAAGCAUCCAAACUUAAUGAUAAUUUGGAAAUGGGCUUAGAACGGGCUGCUAUCAUCAACAUGAGUUCUUUGUUGGGUUCCAUUGAGAGGAACACCUGGGGCAGCUACUAUUCGUAUGGUACUUCCAAGUCCGCUUUGAAUUCCAUCACCAAGGCAUUGAGUGUUGAUUUGAAGGAACAAAAGAUUCUGUGUGUUUCCAUGCAUCCUGGUUGGGUACGCACCGAUAUGGGUGGUGAAAUGGCCCCUCUCGAAGUUGGACCAACAACUGCUGAAAUUGUAAAUACAAUUUUGGGAUUUAAGGCCAGCCAUCAUGGUGGUUUCUAUCAAUACGAUGGCGAAAAGUUGCCAUGGUAAAUGUUGUUGGAAUAACGUCGGAUUUUAAAUUUCACAUUUCUUCCGUUUUUUGUUUAUAUAAUGGUGUUGGUAUCUGUUAUUAUUUGUUUAAUAUACAAUUUUUAAAGAAUCGUUUUUACUAAAAAAAUAAUUAAUGGAACGUUUAAUCCAUUUAUUUUUAAUAAAAAGUAUUUUCAAAUAAAUGACA